UAUCUCUGAUGAUAUUCAACCAUUUAUGCUGUCACUUAAUGCUCUUCGUCAAAUAGUUUCUUAUUCUAAAAAAAUAGAAAAAAUACCACAAACACAAAAUAUUCUAGAAAUUAAUAUCCCACCUUCAUUGCGUAUUACUUUAAACG
Messenger RNA from Racocetra persica, 146 nucleotides. The record is from the annotation of a GenBank genome assembly. NCBI's taxonomy places the organism in Eukaryota, Fungi, Glomeromycota, Glomeromycetes, Diversisporales, Gigasporaceae.